CUCGAGCUCGAGCUCGAGCUCGAGCCCUCGUGCAUACACCAGCAUCCAGUGAAAAUCCAGCGCGGUUGGGAAGUUGGGAUGGUGGGGAGCGAUGUCGAGUUGUGGUUGCGUGGUUGUAGUUGCGGUUGCGGUUGCGUUGGUCAACGCCUGCCGCUCGGCGAAACAAACUGCCCAAGCCACCACAUGGGGCACCCACCACACCACACCAGUCAGACCGCCAGCAGUUCAAACGAACAGCGAAAUGGCUACAGCAAGCGAAGAAGAGAGGAAACGCCCGAAUCAGACACCACCACCACACAAGUCAUGGCCAUGUGCGCAGGCGCAUGGCGAGCUGUUUCGCGGCAAAAAUACUCCAUGCAGAACUCCAGACGGAGUGAAGCCACGCUACGCUACUGAGCUGGGGGCCGGGGUCCUGGGCAGCAGCCGCAUCCGCGAGACUGCCCUGGCCCCGCUCCGGGCGCUGGGACUGGCUCCUAGGCCCCCUGGAUAAGGGGGCCGUAGAGCUCGCCAUUGGCCGCCAACGAUCUCUAGCCCCUCGUUGCGCCAAAAGGAUUUCCGGCAUGGCAGCCCGAGAUAAUAACUACGACACUACUAUGGUCUAAGGCGAACACUCAAAAUCAAUGGUCCGUGCGAGUGGCGCUGCACUACCAUACAUUACCAAUUUUGUAACAGUUCCAUGGCAU
Messenger RNA from Lasiosphaeria miniovina, 683 nucleotides. RefSeq lists its product as uncharacterized. Lineage: Eukaryota; Fungi; Ascomycota; Sordariomycetes; Sordariales; Lasiosphaeriaceae. The coding region runs from base 92 to 490 and encodes 132 amino acids. The transcript has 2 exons. The record is from RefSeq and is a predicted model, not a curated record.